Otolemur garnettii (small-eared galago) is the source of this 1714-nucleotide messenger RNA. It is a transcript of the gene FBXW9, whose product is annotated as F-box and WD repeat domain containing 9. Bases 23 to 1399 code for a protein of 458 amino acids. The record is from RefSeq and is a predicted model, not a curated record. Lineage: Eukaryota; Metazoa; Chordata; Mammalia; Primates; Galagidae. Gene Ontology annotation, cellular component: preribosome, large subunit precursor. Gene Ontology annotation, molecular function: protein binding. The transcript has 10 exons.
CAGCCGUGUCCACCAGGUCGCCAUGGAGCUGCCCCCAGGGCUGUACGAUGAUCCUCGUGCCUGGGACGAUGACUCAGACGUGGAGCCUGAGCCUGACCUCGACGCGCAGGCUGAGGCCUACGUGGCCCGCGUCCUCAGUCCUCCAAAAACUGGGCUUGUGCCCCCGCGCUCCUCGCCACUGCCCACGCCCUCUGCGUCUCCGAACUCCCAGGAGCCCCGUGCUGCAUCCAAGGUCUCAGCAGUGGGUGUGCCGGGUCUGCUGAGCCUUCCUCCGGAGCUGCUGCUCGAGAUCUGCUUGUACUUGGACGCGCGCCUCGUGUUCCACGUCCUGCCGCGCGUGUGCCACGCGCUGCGCGAACUCGUACGUGACCGUGUCACCUGGAGGUUACGUGCGCAACGCCGCGUACGUGCGCCCUAUCCAGUGGUGGAAGAGGAGGACUUUGACUGGCCAGCAGCCUGCAUUGAGCUGGAGCAGCACCUGGCUCGCUGGGCAGAGGAUGGGCGCAGGGCCGAGUACUUCUGCCUGGCCGAUGGGCACUUUGCUUCCAUUGACUCAGUGCUACUGCUUCAGGGUGGGACACUAUGUCUGUCAGGCUCCCGAGAUCGCAACGUCAACCUAUGGGACCUGAGGCAGCUGGGGGCAGAGCCCAGCCAGGUUCUGGUCAAAACCUUGGGCACCCAACCAAACAGCACCCACAAGGGCUGGGUGUGGUCGCUGGCGGCUCAGGACCACCGAGUGUGCUCUGGCUCCUGGGACAGCACGGUGAAGCUCUGGGACAUGGCAGCUGAUGGGCAGCAGUUUGGCGAGAUAAAGGCCAAGGCAGCUGUGUUAUGCUUGUCCUACCGUCCUGACAUCUUGGUGACUGGCACCUAUGACAAGAAGGUGACCAUCUACGACCCCAGAGCUGGCCCGGCCCUGCUGAAGAGCCGGCGGCUGCACUCUAGCGCUGUGUUGGCACUGCUGGCAGAUGACCGGCACAUCAUCUCGGGCAGUGAGGAUCACACCCUGGUGGUGUUUGACCGCCGAACCAACAGCGUCCUACAGCGGCUGCAGCUGGACUCCUACCUGCUCUGCAUGUCUUACCAGGAGCCCCAGCUCUGGGCUGGUGACAACAAAGGCCUGCUGCACGUCUUCGCCAACCGUGAUGGUUGCUUCCAGCUAGUCCGGUCCUUCAAUGUGGGCCACAGGUCUCAUAUCACAGGUAUCAAACACUCACUGGGGGCCUUGUAUACCACGUCCACCGAUAAGACCAUCCGGGUACAUGUACCCACAGACCCACCAAGGACUAUCAGCACCCGAAACCACCAUGAUGUGCUGAAUGGGAUCUGUGCUGAGGGCAACUUGGUGGUAGCUGCCUCUGGGGGCCUGUCACUAGAGGUCUGGAGACUGCAAGCCUGAGCAGGUGGACAUGGACUUGUUGAUGUGGAUACUGCCAGCCAGCAGGCUGAGUCUCAGCCGCUGUUCAUAGGGGACCUUCCCCUGUGUUGGUGCUGCCUUUGACCCCACUCUGCAGGCCCAGGGCACAGAGUCCAGGCCAUGACCAGAUGGUGGUGGGGGUGUCUGGGCUGGGCCCCAUGCCUGUGGAGGUGAAGUUAGGAUUCUGGCUCACCUAGGGAGCUGUUUCCCAUCCUUGAGCCAUAGUAUUGCCACAAUUUGGAUGCCCCACACUCUGUUGAGAGUGAAGGAGAAAUAAACCUGACUGAUGUGUUGGUA